AUGGAAGCACUCGGUUAGUGGGCGGGGCCAAGAGCCUGCAAGGACGCUUAGAAGUCUUCUACCACGGUCAGUGGGGGACGGUGUGUGAUGAUGGCUGGACGGAUGCAAACACACAAGUUGUGUGUCGCCAACUCGGCUACAGGUCAGGCCAAACUCUGGUCCCUGAAGGACGAGACAUCUCUCCUAACCCUCGCUUUGGUGUGGCGUCUGGUCCUAUUCUCCUGGACGAGGUGAGCUGCACUGGCAAGGAGCCAGGCCUCCUGCUGUGCCGAAGGAAGGAGUGGUUCAGCCAUGACUGCACGCACCACCAAGACGUCAACAUCGCAUGCAACCCCGAGCGCCUGGGAGACGGGAUUACGGCGAGUGUUCCCAUGAGGCUGGUGGGGGGAGAAACCCUAAGAGAGGGGCGGGUGGAGCUUUACCUGUCUGGCCAGUGGGGGACCGUGUGUGACGACGGAUGGACCGAUCAGGAUGCUGAAGUUGUGUGUCGACAGAUGGGAUACAGCGGCGUGGCCAAGGCCCGUGUGAUGGCGUACUUCGGCGAAGGGACGGGCCCCAUUCACCUGGACAACGUGGAGUGCGGCGGCCACGAACGCGCCAUCGCCGACUGCAUCAAACAACAGGCGCCCGUCACGCACAACUGUCGCCACAGCGAGGACGCCGGGGUCAUCUGCGACUACGGCUACAAAGAGGUCAAAGAUCCUGUCCGACCGCUUUGUGGCGUGCGGCUCGUGCACCCUCGACGGCGGAGAAUCAUAGGCGGAGAAAACUCUCUGAGGGGGGGCUGGCCCUGGCAGGCUGCCAUACGCCUGCGGGGGUCGCCAGGAGACGGGCGCCUGGUGUGUGGCGCCACCCUGAUUGACAGCUGUUGGGUCCUCACCUCGGCACACUGCUUCAAAAAGUAUGGCAACGCCAGCAAGCAGUACAAAGUGCGGGUGGGUGACUACCACUCUCUGGUCCCCGAGGAGUACGAGGAAGAGCACGCCGUCCAUCACAUUGUCCUCCACCCCAACUACCGCUCCGCCAGCAGCGACUACGACCUGGCGUUGGUGCGACUGGCGGUCCGGGCGGAGGCGGCGGGGGCGUGCGUGGCAUUCAGCCCUCAUGUGCUGCCCGCCUGUCUGCCCCUCAGGAAGGAGAGAGCGCUGAAAGGCGGCAGCAACUGUCACAUCAGCGGCUGGGGCGACACAGGUGAGACUCACAGCAACAUCAAACAUCACAACUGUCACAUCAGCGGCUGGGGCGACACAGGUGAGACUCACAGCAACAUCAAACAUCACAACUGUCAUCACAUCAGCGGCUGGGGCGACACAGGUGAGACUCACAACAACAUCAAACAUCACAACUGUCACAUCAGCGGCUGGGGCGACACAGGUGAGACUCACAGCAACAUCAAACAUCACAACUGUCAUCACAUCAGCGGCUGGGGCGACACAGGUGAGACUCACAGCAACAUCAAACAUCACAACUGUCACAUCAGCGGCUGGGGCGACACAGGCCGCGCGUACUCCAAGACCCUCCAGCAGGCGGCGCUCUCCCUGCUGCCGCGCCGCCACUGCCAGCAGCGCUUCCAGGCGGCCUUCACCAGCCGCAUGCUGUGCGCCGGCAGCGUCCAGGAGGACCGGCGCGUGGACAGUUGCCGCGGCGACAGCGGCGGGCCUCUGGUGUGCGAGCGCCCGGGCGGGGGCUGGGUGGUUUACGGGGUCACCUCCUGGGGUCACGCCUGCCGGACGCAGCGGUCGCCCGGCGUUUAUACCAAAGUGUCCGCCUUCAGCUCCUGGAUACACAAAGUGAUAGGACGCCACGCUGCCAAGUAUGGACGGCCUUGACCUGAUUGGACGGCUCGCGUGUCACACGGGGUGUCCUAACUUUUUCCAUUUGGAUAUUUGUCAUUUUCCAAAACCAAUAGAUUACAUGUAUUGUAACCGUCAGGGCUCCGCUUUAUUUUGCUCAACGUUAAAGUUCUCGGGGACCUAAAAGGGCCUCGGUCAUUAAAGUGUUAAAAACAUGUCAAA
This is a messenger RNA of Nerophis ophidion (straightnose pipefish), 2015 nucleotides long. Its product is annotated as neurotrypsin-like. The transcript is spliced from 11 exons. Gene Ontology annotation, molecular function: serine-type endopeptidase activity. The annotation marks the transcript as partial. Gene Ontology annotation, biological process: proteolysis. Gene Ontology annotation, cellular component: membrane. The record is from RefSeq and is a predicted model, not a curated record. NCBI's taxonomy places the organism in Eukaryota, Metazoa, Chordata, Actinopteri, Syngnathiformes, Syngnathidae.